Onychostruthus taczanowskii (white-rumped snowfinch) is the source of this 1165-nucleotide messenger RNA. It is a transcript of the gene RP2, whose product is annotated as RP2 activator of ARL3 GTPase. Gene Ontology annotation, cellular component: cilium; periciliary membrane compartment. NCBI's taxonomy places the organism in Eukaryota, Metazoa, Chordata, Aves, Passeriformes, Passeridae. Gene Ontology annotation, biological process: post-Golgi vesicle-mediated transport. The record is from RefSeq and is a predicted model, not a curated record. The transcript is spliced from 5 exons. Bases 25 to 1113 code for a protein of 362 amino acids. Gene Ontology annotation, molecular function: GTPase activator activity.
CCGCCGGGCGGCAGCAGCAGCGCCAUGGGGUGUUUCUUCUCCCGCCGCAGGAAGCCGGCCCAGGGCGGCCAGCCGCCGCUGCAGCAGCCAGCGGGAGCCGGGCAGGAAGCGGCCACCGGCGAGCAGAAGGCGCCGCAGUACAGCUGGGACCUGCGAGCCAAGAUUGACCCCAAAGAUUACACUUUUUCCGGACUGAAGAAUGAAACUGUGGGUCGAUUGCCUGGGAAAGUAGCUGGGCAACAAUUUGUCAUUCAGGACUGCGAGAACUGUAAAAUCUACAUAUUUGACCAUUCUGCUACAAUCACGAUUGACGACUGUGUAAAUUGCCAAAUCUUUUUGGGACCGAUAAAAGGCAGCGUGUUUUUCCGUGACUGCAAAGAUUGUAAGUGUGUGGUUGCCUGCCAACAGUUCCGCACGCGGGACUGCAGAAAGCUGGAGGUGUUCUUGUGCUGUGCCACCCAGCCCAUUAUCGAGUCCUCCACAGGUAUGAAAUUUGGAUGUUUCCAGUACUAUUAUCCCGAGCUUGCUUUACAAUUUAAAGAUGCUGGUUUGAGUAUCUUCAAUAACACGUGGAGCAACAUCCAUGACUAUACCCCUGUGUCUGGAGAAAAUAACUGGGGCCUUUUGCCUGAAACUGCUGUAGUCCAAGAUUAUGUUCCUCUGCCCAGCUCUGAGGAGCUGAAAGCUGUCAGGGUUUCCACUGAUGCUACAAAGAGCAUAAUACCCAUAACUCGAGGGCGGAGACAGAAAAACAGCGAUGAAUCGUGUUUGGCUGUGUUUUUUGCUGGUGACUACACAACUGCAAAUGCCAGGAAGUUAAUUGAUGAGAUGACUAGCAAAGGCUUUCAGCUGGUACAAACUAAAGAGGUUUUAAUGAAGGCAGAGGAUGCUCACAGAGUUUUCCAGCAGAGUGCAUUAGAAUUCAUUCCACUGCUGGAAAAAGGUCCAGUGGUUGCUUUGGAAUUCAAUGGAGAUGGUGCUGUGGAACAAUGUCAAAGCACUGUAAAUGAAGUUUUCAGUGGAACCAAGGUUUUUGUAUCAGAAAGCAAAACAUCGGCAUCUCAAGAUGUAGACAAUUUCUACAAUUUUGCUGACAUGCAGAUGGGAAUGUGAAGUUUAGCAUAAAGAUGCUCAAGUAUGGUUUGUCUUAGCACUUGGACGUCAC